Rosa chinensis is the source of this 1356-nucleotide messenger RNA. Its product is annotated as protein FAR-RED IMPAIRED RESPONSE 1-like. The record is from RefSeq and is a predicted model, not a curated record. The transcript has 5 exons. Lineage: Eukaryota; Viridiplantae; Streptophyta; Magnoliopsida; Rosales; Rosaceae. The coding region runs from base 145 to 1356 and encodes 403 amino acids.
UUUCUCUGAAUCGUCGUGGAACAGAAGCUCUUAAACUUCCAUUGACGCCAUCCUCCAGUCUCCAUCUUUUCUCUUCACUGGGUUCGAAAGCUGCGGUGGUUUUCAAAGACAACAAAGGCAACUGAUCUAAAUAUUCAGGUGUUCAUGGGGCUGGAAAUAGACAUAAAUUUGGCUGCUGAGGAAGAUGAUAAUUAUAAUGAAGAUGACAUGGAUGAUGAUAAUUAUUAUGAAGAUGGUAUGAAUGACGAUAAUUAUAAUGAAGAUGGUGUAGGAGAAGAAUUUGGUCAUAGUAAUGGUGGUGAAAGCUCCAUUAAUAUGAAAAAAAAUUCAGAGCCAUAUGUUGGAAUGGAAUUUAAUUCUGAUGGCAUUGCACAGUCAUUUUAUUUAGAGUAUGCCAAGAUGACAAGGUUUGCUGCUUCAAAAAUAGCUUGUCGUCGAUCAAAGGUAACUAAAGAAUGGGUCGAUGCAAAGUAUGCUUGUACAAGAUUUGGGUCAAAGCGAAAAACUGACACUCGUAACCCCCGUCCCUGCAUGAAGAUAGACUGCAAGGCAAUGUUGCAUGUCAAAAGAAGGCAAGAUGGGAAAUGGGUUGUUCAAAAUUUUGUGAAAGAGCAUAAUCAUGAACUUUCUCCGGAGGGUGUCCACUACUUUCCAUGUUAUAGAAACAUUGCUUCCGGUGACUUGAACAAUAUUAGUACUUUGCAUUCAGUUGGAUUGAAACCAAGUAAGAUUUUUGCUGCUUUAGCCAAACAGUGUGGAGGAUAUCAGAACAUUGGUUUUUUACAAAAAGAUAUGAGAAAUUUUUUGGAUAAGAAACGUCGGUUAGAAUUGGAAUCUGGCGAUGCUAAGGCAAUGUUGGAGCAUUUUACUAGUAUGCAAGAAGAGAAUCCUAAUUUCUUCUACGCAAUGGAUCUAGAUGAAGAACAACGCUUGAGAAAUGUGUUUUGGGUUGAUGCAAAAGGCCGGGAGGACUACAAGAUUUUUGGAGAUGUGGUUUCUUUUGAUACGACAUAUAUCACAAACAAAUAUAAGAUGCCUUUUGCUCCUUUUAUUGGAGUGAAUAAUCAUUUCCAGUCUACAUUACUUGGUUGUGCACUUCUUGCAGAUGAAACUACAUCGACGUUCGUUUGGUUAAUGGAGACAUGGGUUAGAGCAAUGGGUGGAAGAGCUCUUCUUGAUCCAAAAGUUUCAAGCACAAAAGGAGCACCUAAAAGAAUACGAUCUGGAGUUGAGAUCAGUUCAAGAAAUGGUAGCAAAAGAUCAAGAAAUGUACAUGAAAAAGUAGGGGAUACAAAUUUUGAUAAUAAUGAAUGUACACAAGACUGCUUGCAGGAUAUUGGGAAUAUGCUGGACUAA